AUGGGCUGUCGUGGCUUGUGUUCAGGGAGAUUUUGGUACUUUAUGAGUAUUAUUGUGCUGACAGUCUGCAUGAACUUGAAUGGAUGGGAAGGAAUGCUAUUCAUUGGAGUUAAUGCAACAAUAAGUGUUCGGGUAUCGAAUGAGCUGGGGCCAGGACACCCGAGGGCUGCAAAGUUCAAGUACUCGGUUUUUGUGAUUGUAUUCGAGUCCCUCCUGAUAGGGCUGUUGAGCAUGGUGAUCAUAACAAAAGACCAUUUUGCCAUCCUUUUCACAAGCAGUGUUAAAAUGCAGAAAGAAGUUUCUGAUUUGGCCUGACUUCUUGCUAUUCACACCAUGGUGCUCUCAACAGCAUUCAGCCAGUUAAUUAUAUCAGGUUUUUUAACAUUUUAGGAAAAAAAAAAAAAGAAAGA
This is a messenger RNA of Striga asiatica, 410 nucleotides long. The record is from the annotation of a GenBank genome assembly. NCBI's taxonomy places the organism in Eukaryota, Viridiplantae, Streptophyta, Magnoliopsida, Lamiales, Orobanchaceae.